UUUUCAAAGAUUAUGUUAGUAAAAUAUCUCAUGGAGAUACCUUUUCUAGUCCAAAAUUUUGGAUCCCACAAAAUUGUCAUGAUGAUAAUAUCAAGCCUACUUUAUGGCAAUUACAUUUAUAUCCGAAUGGUGAUUUAGGAGCUAGAAAUUAUAUUUCAAUUUCUCUUGAAGCUAUUAAGACACCAUUUGAACGUUCAAAUAAUAUAAACGAGAGAGAACAAAGACACAAGCUUGGAAUUGGGAAAACUUUUGUCAAUCGAGCAUCCAGGUCAAAAACUCUUAUCAAAAAAGUUACAUAUAUCAAACAUAAUUACAAUUUCAAUAACCCACCUGCAACUUGGAGUCUUGACCAAUUUAUUUCACUGAACGAAAUUUUACCUGAUAGUAAUAGAUCCAGAUCAACUGAUAUCUUUAUUCAAAUUAAGUUUAUUGACUCUGAUGAAAGUAUUGAAAGGAAUGAGAUUUUAUACGAAAAAACCGAGAAAGCUUUUGAAGAUGAUGAUUUGGCGGAUAUCGAAUUUAAUUUUGGUUGCGAUAAACCCGUUAAGGCACAUCGUGUGAUUUUAGCGAUUGAAUCCAAAUAUUUUAAAGAAAAAUUUCAAGGAGAGUGGAAAGGGAAGAAAGUUGUAAGAAUUGAAAAUACUAAUUGUAUGGCAUUUCGUGCUGUUAUCUAUUUUAUAUAUACAGGAAAAAUGAUGUAUGAGGGAU
Funneliformis mosseae is the source of this 708-nucleotide messenger RNA. Lineage: Eukaryota; Fungi; Glomeromycota; Glomeromycetes; Glomerales; Glomeraceae. The record is from the annotation of a GenBank genome assembly.